This is a messenger RNA of Camponotus floridanus (Florida carpenter ant), 956 nucleotides long. Its product is annotated as probable oligoribonuclease. Lineage: Eukaryota; Metazoa; Arthropoda; Insecta; Hymenoptera; Formicidae. Gene Ontology annotation, cellular component: mitochondrion. The transcript has 5 exons. Bases 125 to 781 code for a protein of 218 amino acids. Gene Ontology annotation, molecular function: 3'-5'-RNA exonuclease activity; nucleic acid binding. The record is from RefSeq and is a predicted model, not a curated record.
AAUUGCCUAUUGUAGACCCGGAUUAAUUCGGUCUUUGCACGUGCGUAUUCAGUCUUGACAAAAAUUAGAAAAUUGUAUUGUAUACCUAUACUAUACCAUAUAUAUUGUGAUUAAAUAAGCAGUCAUGACCAUUACGCGUUUUGUUAAACAUUAUUCAAAAUAUAUGUAUCACAGUACUCGACGUUAUUUAAAUAAUGAUCGUACAACUCCAACAGUAAUAAGAAGGGAUGAUAAAAAUGAAAAACACAUUGUUUGGCUUGACAUGGAGAUGACAGGUUUAGAAGUAGAACAAUGUCACAUCCUAGAACUGGCAUGUUUAAUAACUGAUGAACAGCUAAAGCCUGUUAGCGAUUGCUUAAACAUUAUUAUACAUCAAACGGAUCAAGUUUUAGAAAACAUGUCCAACUGGUGCAAAGUACAACAUAAAAAGUCUGGCUUAAUCAAUGAUUGCCGCUCAAGUAAAGUUACAUUGGAAGAAGCUCAACAAAAAAUGCUACAAUAUUUGCAGAGCCAUGUACCAAGAGGAAUGUGUCCGUUGGCUGGAAAUUCAAUCUAUAUGGAUCGUAUAUUCCUCAGGAAAUAUAUGCCAUUGAUAGAUAAUUAUUUACAUUAUAGAGUUAUCGAUGUCAGUACAAUCAAAGAGUUGGCUAGAAGAUGGCAACCAAACAUAGAUAAAGCAGUUCCGAAAAAACGAUAUUGCCACAGAGCUGCCAUUGAUAUAAAAGAUAGUUUGAACGAACUUUAUUAUUAUAAAAACCAUUUAUUUGUGAUAAAGGAGUAAAAAUUAAAUGAGAACGGGCUUAUGGAUAUUUGUCAUAUGAUUAUAUUUUAUCAUUACUUUUGUAAUAUAUUGACAAAAUUUAACAAGUGAACGCUAUAAAUUAUUGUAUGGUAAAUUAUUGUAUACUUUAAAGCUUCGAAAAGCUGUUGAAUUAUAUGUAAAGAUGGAUGUUGAA